Molecule: messenger RNA, 1248 nt
Organism: Exophiala aquamarina CBS 119918
Lineage: Eukaryota; Fungi; Ascomycota; Eurotiomycetes; Chaetothyriales; Herpotrichiellaceae
Exons: 4
Coding region: 1-1248 (415 amino acids)
Molecular function (GO): hydrolase activity, acting on carbon-nitrogen (but not peptide) bonds
Source: RefSeq, a predicted model, not a curated record
AUGACUACUUACAUUAUCAAGGGUGUUCGAUUAUUUGAUGGCUUUAAGGCUCACCAGGAGCCCAAGUCAGUGCUCGUGGCAGGAGGGGAGAUCAAGCAGAUUGAAGGAUCUAUCAGGUGUGUUACAAAAGACGCUGUUGUGAUCGACGGGAAAGGAUGCACGCUUCUCCCAGGUCUUAUUGAUGCCCACACGCACGUCUUUCGUGGCGUAGAGGAGGCUCGAGGGGCACUUACAGCUGGCGUUACUACGCUUUUCGAUAUGCAUAAUGUUCCUGCCAAUGCGAUGUACAUGAAGAAGCUGGGUGAGAUGACGAACGACGUGCCGCAGAUCUACAGUGCUUUGUAUGCUGCCACCAUUGAUGGAGGCUGGCCACGGGCGAUUGUGCGUCACACAAACACGGACCCUCAGGUACUCGCCAGUCUUGACGGAUAUCCCAAGCUCACGACGCCGGAAGAGGCAGCCGUCUACGUGAAACAGAACAAGGAGGCGGGCGCAGAUUUCAUCAAAUUGAUGCAAGAAAGCGGCGAGUGCCUGACGCUCUCCCCAUUACCCGCGCCUACCAGAGAAUUGCAAGCUGCGGUCAUCAACGCUGCGCACAAAUACGGCCUUCUGACUUUUGCUCAUGCCACUAAUCUACGGGAGACGCUGCUGGUUCUCGAAGCUGGCGUCGAUGGCAUGGCCCACCAAUUCUUCGAUCAGGCUCAUACUGAGGAUCUUAUCGCUGCGUACAAGACCACUAACGCACUCCUCAUCCCUACUUUAACCGCGAUCAGCUCGAUGAUGGGCCUGACUACCGCGCGUGAGUGGACGAAGACCGAGCACGCCGACCAAGUACUGAGCCCUCCUACGCGCCAAAGCAUGUGUGAUUGCAUGAAGAUCUCCCGACCGGGUUGUAGCAUCGAGUUUGCGUAUGCAUGUAUCAAAGCACUGAAGGCCGAGGGUAUUGACAUCGUUUGCGGCACCGACUCUGGGCCUUCUAUCCAUGGUACGGGAAUGGGAGCUGCCAUGCAUCUGGAAAUGUCGCUGUACGUGGACAAAUGUGGCUUCAGUCCAGUCGAAGCACUGAGCUCGGCCACAGGAGUUUCUGCGAAGCGAUUGAAUCUACCCGAUCGCGGUCAAGUGGCCGUUGGCAAGCGGGCUGACUUGAUUCUUGUGAGAGGUGAUCCGACUAAAAACAUCAACGACACCACGAAUAUCGAGAAGGUUUGGAAAAAGGGGGUAUUGUGUGAUAUUCCCCGGAGUGGGUGA